AAAAGCCACAGGUAUCAGUUAAAGGCAGGAAAUACAACGUACGCGUCGCCACCUGUUUUGCGGAAGAGAACCUCGGAUCGAGGUGCAAACGACGCCGCUUCAAUUUCGACGUGCUCGACCUUAAGUGCUUCGAUAAUCCAAUAUUCUCUCCACAGACAACCCCUAUAUAUUGGCAUUAUCACCCGCGGCCAACGCUUUCCAGUUUUUUCUCAAAAAGAAAAACGGUUGCUGUUUCUCUUUUCCUCCGGCUAGUUGCCGAAAAACGAAGAUCGAAGUUCCCUGUUUUUCUAGAGAGAGCAAGCUAUGGGAAAUCCGUGUGAUACGCAGAUGAAGUUGGUUGCCGGUGCUGCCGGUUACGUGCUCGAAGAUGUUCCUCAUUUGACUGAUUACCUUCCUGAUCUCCCCAGCUAUCCCAAUCCAUUACAAGAUAAUCCAGCUUAUUCAGUAGUCAAGCAGUAUUUUGUUAACGAAGAUGACACCGUCACUCAGAAGAUUGUUGUUCACAAAGACAGUCCAAGAGGGGUGCAUUUUCGUCGUGCAGGACCUCGUCAAAGGGUGUAUUUUGAAUCAGACGAAGUGCAUGCAUGCAUAGUAACAUGUGGUGGUCUAUGCCCUGGGCUCAACACAGUGAUCAGGGAAAUUGUCUGUGGCCUCUAUCACAUGUAUGGUGUCAGAAAAAUUCUUGGAAUCGAUGGAGGAUACAGGGGUUUUUAUGCCAAGAACACUGUCACCUUAACACCUAAGUUUGUUAAUGAUAUCCAUAAACGUGGUGGUACAAUCCUUGGGACAUCAAGAGGAGGUCAUGAUACCUCAAAGAUUGUUGAUAGCAUUCAGGAUCGUGGAAUCAAUCAGGUUUAUAUAAUUGGAGGUGAUGGAACUCAAAGAGGAGCAGCAGUCAUUUUUGAGGAAAUUAGACGACGUAGCCUCAAAGUAGCAGUUGCUGGAAUUCCCAAAACCAUUGACAAUGACAUUCCGGUUAUUGACAAAUCAUUUGGUUUUGAUACUGCGGUUGAGGAGGCUCAACGUGCCAUUAAUGCGGCACAUGUUGAAGCUGGAAGUAUUGAGAAUGGCAUUGGACUUGUAAAGCUAAUGGGACGCUACAGUGGUUUCAUUACGAUGUAUGCUACUCUUGCCAGCCGUGAUGUUGAUUGUUGCUUGAUUCCAGAGUCACCAUUCUAUCUUGAAGGAAGGGGUGGUCUUUAUGAAUUUAUUGAAAAAAGGCUCAAAGAAAAUGGACAUAUGGUUAUUGUUAUAGCUGAAGGAGCAGGACAGGAUCUUCUUUCAGAGAGCUUGCAGUCCAUGGGCCAACAAGAUGCUUCAGGAAACAAGCUUCUUCAAGAUGUCGGGCUGUGGAUCUCUCAUAGGAUAAAGGAACAUUUUUCAAAGAAGAAGAUGCCCAUUAAUCUUAAAUAUAUAGAUCCUACAUACAUGAUCCGGGCUAUUCCUAGCAUUGCUUCUGAUAAUGUCUACUGCACCCUACUUGCUCAUAGUGCAGUUCAUGGAGCAAUGGCAGGGUAUACAGGCUUCACUGUUGGUCCUGUCAAUGGGAGACAUGCUUACAUUCCAUUUAAUCGAAUCAUUGAGAAACAGAACAAGGUUGUCAUUACUGACAGGAUGUGGGCGAGGCUGCUUUCUUCAACAAACCAGCCAAGCUUCUUGAACCCCAGAGAUAUUUCUGAAGCCAAGAAAGAGGAUCAACCUGCAACUGGCUUGUUGGAUGGGGAAAAUUGUAAAGACAGAAAAUCAAUGACUGAAGACGAUCCUUGUAUAUCAUGAAAGGUGCAUCAAAUACUGUCAUGUUCAUCACCAUCUUUAUAGUCGGUCAAAUUGCCACUCAUAUUUAACGCUCUGCAUUCCCUAAAUAUUUGGUUACAGUGAAGAAGGUCUUACAGCAACUUUUGAAAUUGAGUAGUUAUUUCUGCUGUUGUAUGAAUUACUUAUAGUUAGAUAUUUUGGUGCUGGUUCUUUAACAUUCAGAAGUUAAUAGUUGUUUACAUGGUCUUACAUGGAAACGUCUCUGAUCAGCUUAUCUA
Theobroma cacao (cacao) is the source of this 2033-nucleotide messenger RNA. RefSeq names its product phosphofructokinase 6 (gene PFK6). NCBI's taxonomy places the organism in Eukaryota, Viridiplantae, Streptophyta, Magnoliopsida, Malvales, Malvaceae. Gene Ontology annotation, molecular function: ATP binding; 6-phosphofructokinase activity. The record is from RefSeq and is a predicted model, not a curated record. Gene Ontology annotation, biological process: fructose 6-phosphate metabolic process; glycolytic process.